AUGAGUGGAACGGGCCGCCUGCCAACUUUAAAGAAUAAUGCUGAUGGCAAACCAAAGCCAACUUUGAAAUUCAAGCCAAAGGCUAUUGCCAGAAGAAGCAAGGAAGAACGAGAAGCUUCAGCUCCCAUGUUAACAUCUGAGGACGUCAUUGGUAAGAAGAAAUAUGAUAAAAGAGGCAACAAUCAGGGGAAUAAAAGGGCUCAGGGUGGUGUAGAUAAUAAACAGAGGAGAGCCGCGAAGUUCUUAAGUAAUACGCAUGUCAUUUCGACUGGUCCCCUUGCUGCCGGGAACUUCAUUGGUGGCGAUAAAGGUAGUGAUAGAAGAGGUUUUGUUAAAAUGGAAGGUUCUGGAUCCUCGUUGGUUCGCAAAGGGUUAGAGAGCAUUGAAAAUGAUGCUGGAGAUUCAGAAUCGGAUGAUAAUGUCAAUAUGGAUAAAGAUUACAAAGAAGAUGAUGAUGGAAAGAAAGAAUCUAAGACCAAAACUAGGUUCAAUAUGGGAAGAGAAUAUACGACACAUAAUACCACUGAAGAUAUUGAAGUUAUCAGUGAUGAUGAUGGGGAUAUGGACGAUAGUGCCUUGCAAGCUAAACGUAUAGAGCAAUUAUUCCCUGUAAGACCUGUUCGUGUUAGACAUGGAGACGUUGAGCAAGCUAAGAGCGAACUUAAAGAGUCACUUUCUGACGCACCUACGAGGGAGGCUACCCCAACGGUUCCAGAAAUAAAAAUAGAGCAAUCAGCCUUUGGAGACGGAACAGAGUUGCAAAGACGUUUGACGGAAAAAGAUACUAAGUUACAAGAUAGAUUGGAUGUAUUACGCCUUCAAGAUGAUUUUCAAUCCAUUGAUGAAAAAGAAGUGGCAGAAGAGUUGACCGUUUUAUCCAAUGACUACAAGCAUAUACUACAGAAACUGCAAAGGAUCAAUGAUAAACCAAACAGGUUCAUGUUAUUCCAAUUACCCACUAAACUACCGCAGUUUGAAAUGACACGUAUUAAGAAAAAGGAAUCUGAAGAUACUAACGACAUGGCUCUAGAUGCUGAAGAUAUUACAGAAAAGGAUACUACGAAGCAAGCGAAGAAGCCAAAGAAGAAGGAUACAAAACAAAAAGGUAAGAAGAGUAAAGAAAUACAGGAUACUCCACAGGAUGAAUUAAUUGGGGAUCUUGGUAGUAUCAGGGUACAUAAAUCUGGAAAGAUCACCAUGAAGAUUGGUAACACCAUAAUGGACGUAGGGAGAGGUGCAGAAUCCACUUUCUUGCAAGACGUUGUCUCAUUAAACGCAUCCGACGAGCAACCAUCCGUGGAACUUUUGGGCCGUAUUGAAGGGAAAGUUGUAGUUACACCCAGAUUUCCAUAG
Messenger RNA from Naumovozyma castellii, 1353 nucleotides. RefSeq names its product DNA-directed RNA polymerase III subunit C53 (gene RPC53). The coding region runs from base 1 to 1353 and encodes 450 amino acids. The transcript has a single exon. The record is from RefSeq and is a predicted model, not a curated record. NCBI's taxonomy places the organism in Eukaryota, Fungi, Ascomycota, Saccharomycetes, Saccharomycetales, Saccharomycetaceae.